UCAUUUUCCGAAAGACAGUCUGAAACUGUACCCUAUACACUACGCAGUCGUCUUCACGCAAAUAAGCUUUAGUGUCUGGAAUCGACUCCAAAGCUUUUGAAUCGAUUCACAAUCCCCAAGCAGUGCGACCGAAGAGUCGAAUCUCUUUGGUAUCGACUCUCAGCUCUAGUCUCGCUUUCUUGACAAUACCUUGCAGCAGGCAGCACCACGGCCCCGGAGGGAGCUUUAGCAUCACGCACGAUGGAGGCAGCUAUCAGCCCGAAACCUUGGAGGAACCUCUGGAGGAGCAGCUCAGGGCUUGUGGCUGUAAUAUUGUUCUUAAGCCGUGCGGCUUGGGUAAGAGCGGAGGACGGAGCGAUGGAGGAGCUGGCCACGGAGAAGGAGGCAGAGGAAAGUCACCGCCAGGACAGCGUCAAUUUACUCACAUUUAUUUUGCUGCUGACGCUGACCAUUUUGACAAUAUGGCUCUUCAAACACAGGCGAGUGCGUUUCCUGCACGAAACCGGCCUGGCUAUGAUUUACGGUCUGCUGGUGGGCGUAAUCCUGCGCUACGGGAUCCCUUCGACCAGUUACCACCAUCAGACUCCGCCCAGCUGCGCGCUGAAGGAGGGGCCAGUCAGCACGCUGCUGCUCAACAUCAGCGGCAAGUUCUUCGAGUACACGCUGAAGGGGGAGAUCAACUCCCGAGAGAUCCACAACGUAGAGCAGAACGACAUGCUCCGCAAGGUGACCUUUGACCCUGAGGUGUUCUUCAACAUCCUGCUGCCUCCGAUCAUAUUCCACGCCGGAUACAGCCUGAAGAAGAGACACUUCUUCAGAAACCUGGGCUCCAUCAUCACGUACGCGUUCCUGGGAACCGCCAUCUCCUGCUUUGUGAUUGGGAAUCUGAUGUACGGAGUGGUGAAGCUGAUGCAGGUUGUAGGACAGCUCACUGAUAAGUUCUACUACACUGACUGCCUCUUCUUCGGAGCAAUCAUUUCAGCUACAGACCCCGUCACUGUGCUGGCUAUCUUCAAUGAGCUCCAUGCUGAUGUGGAUCUUUACGCCCUGCUGUUCGGCGAGAGCGUUAUGAACGAUGCUGUGGCCAUCGUCCUCUCAUCAUCCAUCAUGGCCUAUCAGCCCAGCGGCACGAACACGCACACGUUCGACGCCUCGGCCUUUUUUAAAUCCGUCGGCAUUUUCCUCGGGAUCUUCAGCGGAUCUUUCGCCAUGGGCGCGGUCACCGGAGUCGUCACCGCCCUCGUGACGAAGUUCACCAAGCUGCACUGUUUCCCUCUGCUGGAGACCGCGCUCUUCUUCCUCAUGUCCUGGAGCACUUUCCUGUUGGCCGAGGCAUGUGGCUUCACAGGUGUCGUAGCGGUGUUAUUCUGUGGGAUCACGCAGGCUCACUACACCUACAACAAUCUGUCCGAGGAGUCGACCAAACGCACCAAACAGCUGUUCGAGGUGCUGCACUUCCUGGCGGAGAACUUCAUCUUCUCCUACAUGGGUCUGGCGCUGUUCACCUUCCAGAACCACGUCUUCAGCCCCAUCUUCAUCGUGGGAGCAUUCAUCGCCAUUUUUAUCGGCCGAGCCUCGAACAUCUACCCCCUGUCCUUCCUGCUGAACCUGGGACGCAGACAGAAAAUUGGCGCCAACUUCCAGCACAUGAUGAUGUUCGCAGGUCUUCGUGGAGCGAUGGCGUUUGCUCUGGCGAUCCGCGACACAGCAACGUACGCGAGGCAGACGAUGUUCACCACCACGCUGCUCAUCGUCUUCUUCACCGUCUGGGUGUUCGGUGGAGGAACGACGCCCAUGCUGUCCUGGCUGCAUAUCAGGGUUGGCCGGGCUUCAGUCACGGAGAAGGAGAGACUGCUGAAGCUGUGGGACUACCUCAGAGUUGGCGUGGACCCUGAUCAAGAUCCUCAGCCGUGUGGAGACAGCUUCCAGGUCCUUCAAGGGGAUGGAAGUCAGCAGGAAGGCCAGAGCAAGACGAAGCAGGAGAGCGCCUGGCUCUUCAGACUGUGGUACACUUUUGACCACAACUACCUGAAACCCAUCCUGACCCACAGCGGGCCUCCACUCACCACCACCUUACCGGCCUGCUGUGGACCGCUGGCACGCUGCCUCACCAGCCCCCAGGCCUAUGAGAACAGCGAGCAGCUUCAGGACACCGACUCGGACCUCAUCCUGACGGACGGCGACCUGACGCUGACGUACGGCGACUCGGCCAUCACGGUUAACGGCGCCUCGUCGGCGGCGGCGUCGGGAACGAAGAGGGGUAAGCGCAACGGCAGCACGUCCGAGGAAGCUCUGGAGAGAGAGCUGGACUCGCGCGAGCAGGAGCUCCUGAGCCGGGGAACACGGCUGGUUUUCCCCAUGGAAGAUCACGCCUGAGAGACCACCCCACACCACCGCCUGACUCCUCCCCCUGCACAUUCCCGCACAUCUCUCUCUAUCUCUCUCUCUCUCUAUCUUCAUGCCUAGGACACCUCAAUCCAUCUGAUCCUCCCGCGCUGCUCUACACACCUCAGGCAGGAGAGAGAGGACGAGUCCGAGCGAGAUCUCACCUGUUUACCGAACUGCGGAAGAUGUAGAACAUUUUGACGAUACUGUGAUUCGAGGAAAUAGACCGUAGGAAAGCCGCUUUUCGAAGCGUGGCGAGGAACUUUGAGGAAUUUUGGCCGUUCUGGAGGAUCCGUGGGUUAUGAUUUGCCGUAGAUGUUGAUCUAUUUAUUUCUUUCUUUUUUUUCUCGUCAGCCAUCGCCCACGCAGGACGGCUAAAAAUGUGAAAGCUGAGUAUAGACGUGAAGUCUGUCUGCCUCACAAGCCAAGUGUAGCUCUUUGUAUUACUCACACACACACACACACACACACACACACACACACACACACACACACACACACACGUUUUCUUUGUCAGAUGAAUUACAGCCAGUCCUACUGUGCGAUUCAUUCAGCAUGUAACCCCAGCAUUCAUCACAUACCUCAUUAUUCAAAUGUUCUUUACGGUGUUCGUGUGUAAACGCGAAUGCGAAGCUCACGCCGAAGAAUUCGCGAGCCGCACACGGACGCGUACAAAUCCCGAGAUACGAUCUGCCGUGUCGGAAAGACUUUCACCCCGGCGUACCGUCCGAUCUCCCGAAGCGUUCCGGCCCGAGAUCGGGGGUGGGGAAAGUUCCGAGCGACAGUCGAAAAGUACCGGCGUUUCAACGCGCUCGGGAGUAUUCACCGGUGAAAAGUCCGUCGUUUAACUCCGUCGCGUCCUCAUCGUGCCCGACUCCGCGCGGCUGGCGAGUUCGCUAAGCAGCCCGUGAUGAACUAUUUUUAGAAACGAAUGCGCUGGUCAACACAAACAAAACGUAGCUGGCCUGCUGACGUAACUCGUUAAGUCGUGAGGGGGAAUUCUGCGAGCUAAUUUACAAAACCAAGCUAGCUCGCUAAUUUAAUUUACUGAUCCAAUUUACAAAACUGAGACGUCGCAUCCUGGAAUCAGUGACGUAGUAAGAGGAAGAAAAAUUAUGAGGAUGUAAGGAGUAAAAAGUGUUUGUUUGUUUGUUUGUUUGUUUUUCCUUGUAAUCGUACGUACAAGUAUUAAAUGUUAAUAAUAAUUAAGUGAAGAACAAGUUUAGUAAAGUACAAGGAAUCAGUAUUUUCCGCCUCUGGAUCCCGGGUAACAUCCUGUUUAUGAUCGUUCAGGAAAAACCUUAAAGAAAUAAAGAAAUAAAUAUUCAGCGUUUUUGUGAGGAACAAUUUCACGAGGUUAUAUAAGUUUAUCCCCCCCAAUCCGGCACACCUGCUUCAGUGUGUACUAAUCUCCAGCUCCGCCCCUAAAUCGCUGUGGCUCCAGCAUCAUGAUUACCACGAACACGCUGCAUUUCCAGGCCGUGCUCCCACUUAUCUGUUUCACGCAGACGUGAGCGACGUGCACAGCUGUGACUCCGCCCCUCGACCCCUCCCCCUCCUUUGCGACCACGACUCGCGCUUUUACAGCACACUGCUGUGUGUCUCCCGAGUGCUCGUGUUUAUGCGGCCUGACUGGAGAACAACCGUGAGCGCCGCGUGAUCCGGGAGGACGCGCGUCAUCGCGGCUAAAACAUCUGCAUCGGAAAUCCGAGCCGUAAUCUGAAUACCCGCGUCUCCGAAUGCAGUCGUUUAUAUCCAGAUUCCCGGACCGCGGGGCGGGUCGUACGAGAGACUCCUGUCCGAAUCCUCGUCGUUAAUUCCUGAUAAAAACAUUUCAGCUGAAAACGUCAACAGAAGCGUAAUCGUCACACGUUCAGCUUUCUUUUUGCCCUUUUAUACGGAUAAAAUCUCGCAAAAGUACGAUCGGGACCAAAUAAUAAAUAUAUUUCAACAAUUAUAUAAAAAUGAUGAUCAAAUAAACUUCAAAGGUGAUGUGUAGUUUAAAAAAUCUGUAUACAUUAUAUAGCGCAUUUAAUUUAUAUAUAUAUAUUAUUAUUAUUAUUAUUAUUAUUAUUAUUAUUAUAAUCAUCUUUAUGGUGCACUUUAUUUUGACGCAAAAUCUCGAGGGGCUUUACAUAAAAGCCUGAAGUGAAGGUUAAGAAUAAAUCAGUGAGCGAUAUGUAGAAGCAGAACUCCAAAUUAUAAAUAGAUCUUAGAAAAUUAACUCAUUUACGGGGAAAACAAAAACAAAAAAACGUACCUAGCUAGCUAAUCUACAAAACGUGAACUAGAUCGUUCAUUCAGCAAACCCCAAACUACAGCGCGUACGUCGCUAGCCGAGAUAAUGAGCUCGUUUACAAACGCGUGACGAGCUAGCUAAUUAAAAACAAACCCUAAAUGACACGACUGACUCGCCGGCUCAUUUAACGAACUCAUCUACAGACCGUAAUUAGAUCCGUUUAACAAAUCUGAACUACGGCGCUCGGAUAGCCGGCCGGCUAAUGUAACGAGCUAAUUUACAGCAGCGACAAAACAAAACAAAAAAAACAAAAAACGACGCAGCUGGCUGGCUAAUUCAUCCAGCGACGUUACAACUUCUUUCGCUUUGUUGGGGAAUUCUAGAGAGUUCAUUUUUGCUUUGGUUUGUGAUGAAUAAAAACCAUUUUGGAUGGAAUGCUCAGUCAGUCAGCGAGCCGGUUUGACGAGCUGAUGGACAGAACGGUUUGAAAUGGAAGGAGGAAUGACGGGUGACGGGAUGAGUGAAC
Ictalurus punctatus (channel catfish) is the source of this 5150-nucleotide messenger RNA. It is a transcript of the gene slc9a7, whose product is annotated as solute carrier family 9 member 7. The coding region runs from base 241 to 2376 and encodes 711 amino acids. NCBI's taxonomy places the organism in Eukaryota, Metazoa, Chordata, Actinopteri, Siluriformes, Ictaluridae. The transcript has 17 exons. Gene Ontology annotation, cellular component: membrane; recycling endosome. Gene Ontology annotation, molecular function: sodium:proton antiporter activity. The record is from RefSeq and is a predicted model, not a curated record. Gene Ontology annotation, biological process: sodium ion transport; proton transmembrane transport; regulation of pH.